AUGAUACAACUAAAAUCGAUAUUAAACGUCAUUGAUAAUUCUGGAGCUAUAUUAGCCGAAUGCAUUCGCGUAGCACAUGGAGGACGUUAUGGUCGUAUAGGUGAUCAAAUCACUGUGGUAAUUCAAAAAGCACGACCAAUCAACACCUCUACAACCGGAUCGGGUGCCACGGCGUCAACCACCGCAGCAAAAAUUGCUAUUCGCCGUGGAGAAGUUCGAAAAGCGCUCGUUGUUCGUACACGUAAAGAAACACGACGUGCGGAUGGCCGAUAUAUUCGAUUCGACGAUAAUGCUUGUGUUUUAUUGAAUAAUCGUGGCGAACCUCUAGGUACGCGGAUUUUGGGUGUUGUGGCGGCCGAAUUGAGAGGAAAAAAGUGGGGAAAAGUCAUAAGUUUGGCACCUAAAGUUGUUUAA
Messenger RNA from Ambispora leptoticha, 414 nucleotides. The record is from the annotation of a GenBank genome assembly. NCBI's taxonomy places the organism in Eukaryota, Fungi, Glomeromycota, Glomeromycetes, Archaeosporales, Ambisporaceae.